This is a messenger RNA of Sphenostylis stenocarpa, 378 nucleotides long. The record is from the annotation of a GenBank genome assembly. NCBI's taxonomy places the organism in Eukaryota, Viridiplantae, Streptophyta, Magnoliopsida, Fabales, Fabaceae.
AUGCGAAUUAUGUGUUCUCAUGCUACUACAGACGUUGUCGCCGCUGUCGUUGCCGCCACUGCCGCUGCUAUCGCCAUCGUUGUUGUUGUCGUCGUUGUCGCUACCACCGCUAUUGCCUCUUCUGCCACUCACGGUAUAAUAUUUCCUGGCUCUAAUGCUGGUGUGGUGAUUCAUGAGAGUAGAUUUUGUUCACCCUUCACUUUGUUGCACACAAGAGUUACAGUUGUUGAGUUUCCAUCUGAGCUUCUAUCUAUCCCUAGCCUUGUGGUUUUGAAACCACUAGAACAAAUUCUUUCCCUCUAUCCUGCCAUAGAGAGAAAGGUGUGUGGUUCCUUUUGUGUCUAUUCUAAAUAUGGUUUAAGUUUUGAUGAUGUUUGA